Messenger RNA from Lasiosphaeria miniovina, 315 nucleotides. RefSeq names its product hsp10-like protein. The record is from RefSeq and is a predicted model, not a curated record. Gene Ontology annotation, cellular component: mitochondrial matrix. The coding region runs from base 1 to 315 and encodes 104 amino acids. The transcript is spliced from 4 exons. Gene Ontology annotation, molecular function: metal ion binding; protein-folding chaperone binding; ATP binding. NCBI's taxonomy places the organism in Eukaryota, Fungi, Ascomycota, Sordariomycetes, Sordariales, Lasiosphaeriaceae.
AUGUCUACCACAAUCCGAUCUAUCAAGUCGCUCGUCCCGCUGCUGGACCGCGUGCUCGUGCAGCGCGUCAAGGCCGAGGCCAAGACGGCUAGCGGCAUCUUCCUGCCCGAGUCGUCGGUCAAGGAGCUCAACGAGGCCAAGGUCCUCGCCGUCGGCCCCGGCGGCCUCGACCGCGACGGCAAGCGCGUCCCCAUGGGCGUAGCCCAGGGCGACCGUGUCCUCAUCCCCCAGUAUGGCGGAUCGCCUGUCAAGGUUGGCGAGGAGGAGUUCCAGCUGUUCCGGGAUAGCGAGAUCCUUGCCAAGAUCAACGAGUGA